GUGCCAUGACUCAAAAUAUGCCUACAGAGAUUUUAGGCAAAAUAAGUCCAGAAGAUGUUCCCAAUAUACAAAGCAUUUCACCAGAUGCGAAAAUAGGUUAUAUGUUAGAAGUUGAUUUAGAGGUCCCAGUGCACUUACACGAUUUCUUUGCAGAUUUUCCUUUAUCGCCAGAAAAGCAAAUAGUGCCAGAAAACUGGCUUAGCUUAUAUAAUGAAAAAUUAAUACGUGACAAGGCAGUUGGAGAUGGAAAAUACGU
Messenger RNA from Funneliformis geosporum, 256 nucleotides. Lineage: Eukaryota; Fungi; Glomeromycota; Glomeromycetes; Glomerales; Glomeraceae. The record is from the annotation of a GenBank genome assembly.